Molecule: messenger RNA, 852 nt
Organism: Aspergillus wentii DTO 134E9
Lineage: Eukaryota; Fungi; Ascomycota; Eurotiomycetes; Eurotiales; Aspergillaceae
Exons: 3
Coding region: 1-852 (283 amino acids)
Source: RefSeq, a predicted model, not a curated record
AUGGCAAUCCAGCCUUUCAAAGUCUACGAUGGCGGGUACAAGGAAGGGGAAAUCCAGUUGAGAAUUGGGAAUGGUGGUGCUGGACAGACUGGCUUAAUAGGAGAUCUUGCAAACAAUUUCAUCAAGUAUCAAGUGCAGGUUGAGAAGUCAAAGCCCUUCAAGAUCGCUUGGUAUGAAAGCGACACAACCUAUUCCAUCCAGUAUCUCGAUGAAGAAAUCACCGAUAUCGGUGUAACCUACAACUAUCACGCCGAAAAGGUGGCUGUGGACAACGGAAUUGCAAAGCCAGAAAUCACAUACGCCUUUCGAGACCACUUUCUACUAAUCGGACCCAAAGAUGAUCCAGCCAAAAUUGAAAAUGCAGGUUCUGUUGAGCAAAUGUUCACCCGUUUAUAUACUCAAGCCCAAGCCACCGUGAAUAAGCCUGGUGCGGUACGAUUUCUGAGUCGCUUUGACAAAUCAGCGACCAAUAUCCAGGAAUCGGACCUUUGGAUUCGCAUUGGGCAGGUUCCAUGGGCAACAAGCUAUACGACGUGGUAUCACCAGUAUAUCGCCUUCCCUCUUGAAGCUCUUACGGCUGCGGCUCUACUUGGUGAAUAUACUCUCACUGACUUUGGAACCUAUCUUCACCUACCCCAUGAGCUCAGAGACAAGAUCAAAAUCUUCAAGAAGGGUUCAGAUGAUGAGAAGGAUCCGCUGUUGCUCCCGGCUCAUUCAUUGAUUGGAACAAAAGCUAAGAACAUGGAUAUGGCAGAAGCGUUUAACAAAUGGCUAAAGAAUGAUGGGAAAUCGGUGGUUGAAGCAUUUCGACUUCCUGGGGAAGAUGUGCAGGUCUAUGAUCGUGCGCCUUAG